Molecule: messenger RNA, 1198 nt
Organism: Pipra filicauda (Wire-tailed manakin)
Lineage: Eukaryota; Metazoa; Chordata; Aves; Passeriformes; Pipridae
Product: probable G-protein coupled receptor 141
Exons: 3
Coding region: 136-1080 (314 amino acids)
Biological process (GO): G protein-coupled receptor signaling pathway
Cellular component (GO): membrane
Molecular function (GO): G protein-coupled receptor activity; oxysterol binding
Source: RefSeq, a predicted model, not a curated record
AGGGAAAUAUUAUUAAACUCAAGUGAGAAGGCUGCAGAUCUGAAUGAAGCUUAACAGUUCCUGGUGAGAGAGCUUACAUAAAAUGAAGAUCUAAGUAAACAACACUUGAAGAGUGGAGAGAAACUCUAAUCUAAUAUGUACAAGGAAGACUUCAGGAACAUGACUGAAGAGACUGGGAACAGCAGUGACUCCUCCUCAGCCUUCAUUCACACCAGCACCAUGAGUACCAUACUGAUUACUGUCUACUCAGUUGCCUUUGUUGGAGGUGGAAUCGGGUCCAUCACAAUGUCAUUUGUGCUGUUCAGUAUGAACACUCUGUCUGUGACCACUACUGCCAUCAUUAACCUGGUUGUUGUGCAUAGCCUCCUCCUCUUCACGAUGCCCUUCCGCAUCCACUAUUAUGUCAACAAGAAGUGGGUAUUCAAGAUGCCAUUUUGCAAAAUGGUGAGUGCAAUGGUGCACAUCCACAUGUACCUGACCUUCUUAUUUUAUGUGAUCACGCUGGUGAUCCGGUGGCUGAUCUUCUUUCAAUGGAAGGACAAAGUAGAGUUUUAUAGGAAGCUGCACGCAGUUGCGGCAAGUGCUGCCGUGUGGGUCAUUGUCAUCAUCUUUGUGGUGCCUGUUUUCCACUUCCGGUAUGGACACUCAGGCUCAUACAAUGACACAACAUGCUUCAAGUUCCACAAAGAACUACAACGGGAGAGCGUGAAAGCCCUAAACUACAUCCUAAUUGUAGCUGUUGCCUGCAUUUCUUGUGUCCUCUUGUGCCUGCAGAUUUUUAUCCUGGUAAAAGUGGCAAGAAAACUUUCCACCUCUUUCUGGUCACACCAAGAGUUCUGGGCCCAGGUGAAAAACUUGAUUUUCAUCUGGGUCAUCAUAAUUUGCUUCCUUCCCUAUCACCUCUUUAGGGCCUACUACGUACAACAUAUUAGGGAUUUUGGCCAGUUAGAAAGCUACAAUGAGGUUUUUUUGAGCCUGACUGCCCUGAGCUGUCUGGACCUGCUGUCAUUUGUGCUGAGUGGAAGCCGCUUGUUCAAGCAAAAGGUAGGGAUGCUCAGCAGCAGGUUGCGUUGCUGCUAGUGUCAGCCUCCUGCGGCAUGUGUGGACUUGGACCUGGGAAAGGAUGGUGAUGGACAGGCAUGACAAACAGUAAGUCAGAGUGGGCCCUGGAAACAGUGCAACACACUCACAGAGGGCU